Messenger RNA from Penicillium verhagenii, 261 nucleotides. RefSeq lists its product as uncharacterized. The record is from RefSeq and is a predicted model, not a curated record. Lineage: Eukaryota; Fungi; Ascomycota; Eurotiomycetes; Eurotiales; Aspergillaceae. Bases 1 to 261 code for a protein of 86 amino acids. The transcript has 2 exons.
AUGCUUAUGUCAUCGCCGCCACACGGAUCCGGCAGAUAUAUUAUUCCGGCAAAUUACGUUACUCUUGUGCCAAAUGACUCGGACUUGGCUAGAAGCCGUUAUGGCAAUGAGAUCGUUUCAGACGAAGAAGCUCGCCGGCAAGACAAUGAUUCUACCAUUCUCAUUAUUCAGGAUACUGUGGUUCCUACAAACCGUGAUGAAGGUGCCGGCAAAGGACUUACUUCACAAGUCUAUGUUCAGACAAGUGGUGCGCGAGGAUAA